This is a messenger RNA of Scatophagus argus, 2939 nucleotides long. RefSeq names its product F-box protein 42 (gene fbxo42). The transcript is spliced from 10 exons. Gene Ontology annotation, molecular function: protein binding. The record is from RefSeq and is a predicted model, not a curated record. The coding region runs from base 255 to 2360 and encodes 701 amino acids. Lineage: Eukaryota; Metazoa; Chordata; Actinopteri; Scatophagidae.
CUCCCUGGCAACCCAAACACAUUUGCCCUCAGCGGGUUGGGGCGCAGUGUUUGGUACGUCGGACCCUCCCCGAUACCACAGACAGUCAGCGGCUGCUAGAGGGUCGCUGUUCUGCGGAGGACGCUGCUCACAGAGCGGAAGAUGGCGACUGUUUGGAGGCUGCAGAGGAACCUCCGGAGCUGAUACCGGGGGGAAGGAGAGGAAAGAUACACACUCAGAGCUCACAAAAGACCACGUCCAAAACAACGGCAAUAAUGUCCCGCUCCCUUGACAAUGAGGAUGGAUGCUUUGUUGCCAUGGAUACCGAAGACGAUGGUGCAGAGCCUGCUGGGAUAACAGAGGAAGUAGAGGCAAAGAUGGGGUCCUGCCGACAAGAAGGGAACAUGGACAGUGGUGCCAAAGGAGGGGGGAGAACAAUGAUGGAGUUGCCAGAGGAAGUUCUUGAAUAUAUUUUGUCCUUUCUCUCACCUUACCAGGAGCACAAAACUGCUGCACUUGUAUGUAAGCAGUGGUAUCGCCUCAUUAAAGGUGUUGCUUAUCAGUGCUACCAUGGUUUCUUGAGAGCUGUCCAAGAGGGAAAUAUCCAGUGGGAAAGUCGCACAUACCCAUAUCCAGGAACCCCUAUCACUCAGCGCUUCUCUCACAGUGCGUGUUACUAUGACUCAAACCAGUCCAUGUAUGUGUUUGGGGGUUGCACUCAGAGUAGCUGCAACGCUGCCUUCAAUGAUCUAUGGAGACUUGACCUCAACAGCAAGGAGUGGAUCCGCCCUUUAGCCUCAGGCUCUUAUCCAUCUCCUAAGGCUGGAGCAACUUUAGUGAUGCACAAAGAUCUGUUAGUGCUGUUUGGGGGAUGGACUCGUCCCAGCCCUUAUCCACUGCACCAACCAGAAAGGUUUUUUGAUGAAAUCCACACCUACUCGCCUUCAAAGAACUGGUGGAACUGUAUAGUAACAACACAUGGACCUCCACCUAUGGCUGGUCACUCUUCGUCUGUAAUUGGAAACACCAUGGUGGUCUUUGGGGGAUCACUGGGAGCACGUCAAAUGAGUAAUGAAGUCUGGGUUCUGGAUCUGGAGCAGUGGUCAUGGUCCAAACCACCCAUAUCUGGCCCAUCACCCCACCCACGAGGAGGCCAGUCACAAAUUGUGAUUGACGAUCACACGUUACUCAUCUUGGGAGGCUGUGGUGGUCCUAAUGCACUCCUUAAAGAUGCCUGGCUCCUCCACAUGGAUGCACCACCAUGGAAGUGGCAGCAGUUGCAGGUGGAAAACGAGGACCACGGAGCCCCCGAGCUGUGGUGUCACCUAGCUUGUAGAGUCGGGCAGUGUGUGGUGGUUUUCUCACAGGCUCCAUCUGGCCGUGCACCACUCAGCCCAAGUCUUAACUCUCGGCCCUCCCCCAUAAGUGCCACACCUGCCCCUCUGGGCCCUGAACCUCCUUCCCUGCGCUCUCAGUCUCCUGUUCGGAGUGGGGCCGCUGGUGUUGUCCUGGGAGCUGUUGAAGAGGCUCCCUGUGUAAACGGUCGAUGGGGCACUUUGAGACCUCGGCCUUCAGCGAGAGGAAGUGCCAGAGAUGGGAGCCCUUCCUCAUCCCAACAGCCGUCUCCUUCACAAGGCCCAGAUAGCCCUCCUCUUCCUCCACUUCCCCCAUUAUUAAAUGGAUCCUCCCCUUCACCCCGAAAUAGCCCAGCCCAGGCUGCGUCUCCUCCCUCCCGUCCUCACCUGCCUGCCUCCACAGACUAUGACUGGGAGUCCCCACCUUCUACCGCUCACCACCCUGAGGUACCCAGCACUAAUGGCCUCCAUACACCUCCUGCAGGCUCCUCACGCACUCCCCCGGGAGCGGUGUCCCCCGCUGCCUUACGACGAGGUCUGGAAGCAGUGAAAAACAAAUCUUCCUCAUCUUUACCGUCUUCAUCGUCAUCGUCUUCCAUUCAGACACAGGGGGCUGCUCCAGGUGGAGGUGCAGGUCCUCCUGGAACCCCUCCGUCAUCAUCCUCCAGCCCUCCACAGGCUGCUGGAGCAGAUGGACAUGCUAUCCCACCUAUUGCACGGCGUCUCGGCCAUCACCCACCUCAGAGCCUGAACGUAGGGAAACCUCUUUACCAGUCUCUCAACUGCAAGCCCAUGCAGAUGUACGUGUUGGAUGUGUCUCGGGCCAAAUCUGCGGGGGUGGUGUCCUGGAGAGUUUACGGAAAUGGGACCCCCGCUGCAGUCACAGGGCCACCUGAGACCAGCCUUCACACAGUGGUACAGGGAAGAGGAGAGCUCAUCAUUUUUGGGGGCCUCAUGGACAAAAAACAGAAUGUGAAGUACUACCCUAAAACCAACGCCUUGUACUUUGUACGUGCUAAAAGGUAAUGCAGCUCCAGGACGACAGACUCCGCCGUUUGACCACAGAAGGGAAUUGACACACAAGGCCUUUUUCCUGUAGGAUUAUGGGAAAGUAACAUAAUCAUUGUUAGAUGUUCCACUUCAAAUUCACUAUUCUCCCUUCUGCCUACUGCAAGCAUUCAAAAUAAAACACUUUAUCUACACUUUGAUAAAAACAACUUUUGUUUGAAUGAGAAUUGUGUGUGCGCGUGUAUGUGUGUGUUUGUAUGUGUAUGUUUAACGAGAACAGGACAUUUCUGUUUCCCAAAAGGUGAUCAAUCAAACAAUAACAUUUCAGUUUUUCUGUGUCACCCUCCUCUGAACUCUUGAAAGAGAGGAACUCUGGAAGAACAGUUGAUGACUACCUUGCUUUUUGUAUCACUCUUUAAGCCUGCAAUGUUUACAUUGAAAACUGUGUGAGUGUGUGUGCACGGUGGUGUUUAAAAGUUGUUGACUAUUGUGUGUGUGUGUGUGUGUGUGUGUGUUGGGGGGGCAUGGUGGGUGAGAGAUGUGGCACUGUACUAUAAACAUAGUUAAACAAUAAAGGCCUCCAUGUCUGCUCUGUCA